GUUCUUCGCAAUUCUAAUUUCGCGUUAACUAGUUGUUGAAUGGAAUUUGCAGAUGUGUUAUGUGAUCAAUGGAAUUGGAAUUUGUUGUGCUUUAAGAAGUAUGAUUUAACGUAGGCAUCCACGAGUGCACCAUCUCCAUCGAGACUUCGAUGGCACCAAGAAUCCGUGGUUUCCGUUCACUUUUAAGUUCACGGUCGACCAUCGGCUACCACCACUUGUUGCAUAUCGUUCUUCCAGACACGCGCGUGUCCGUCGAAGCAGCAGCAGCAGCAGCAACAACAGUGAUGUGUCAUUGUAGAGAUCAGCAAUUCAACAAAAAAGCAAAGAUCAAGAAGCAGUGAGUAAAGCAUAUUUGCGCGACCAAUUAGCACCCCACGAGCAAACAAAACGAGAGGAAGUGCCGCCCUUAAUCCUCCUCCCAUCAUCAAACGCGAUCAUUUGCAUCUCCACCGGUUUCUCUUUCGCCGCACUCUCUCUUUCUCUGCGCGCAUCUCGUGAUUUGACUACCGCUUCAGAGAUGGCCGCGUGAAGAAGAAGAGCGCAAUUUGAAAAUGUGGAUUAAUCGCUUAUCGCAUCGGAAGGUCGUCGGGUUAUUGUUAUUGCUUUAAUUCAUCGCAAGAGAAGUCUUCUUCGGGCCAUGUUAGGCGGUCCCAUAAGAAAAUGCAGAAAACUAUGGCCAUUGCUCAUACUGCCCUUAGCCCUUCUGCUCAUCGUGUUUACGACGAAGACAUACUUAGAUCAGAAUGUUUCACCGCAGAAGAUCGGCUUUAGAAGUCGAACGCAUCAGCAGGAGGAAUAUGUGGAUAGAAACGGGAUAAAGGUUGUAGUUGGACAUUACAUCGGUCCAUCUGUGAAGAAGCUUCCGAACGCCUCGAGAGAUAUGAUCAACGCCAACGAUUUUGCUCCGGUCCGGGGCGCUGGGAAGGACGGAAGACCCGUGGUCAUCCAACCCAAAGAUCUGCUGAAGAUGCAGCAGCUGUUUCAGAUCAACCGAUUCAAUCUGCUGGCGAGCGACAGGAUUCCCCUGAACAGGAGUCUGCCAGAUGUCAGGAGGAAAAAGUGCCGAUACUUGUACGAAGAUUACGAUACUUAUCCGAGCAGUUCUGUGAUCAUCGUCUUUCACAACGAAGCUUGGUCGACGCUCUUCAGAACGGUUUGGAGCGUGAUCAAUCGAUCGCCGCGCGAGUUGCUCAAGGAAAUCAUUUUGGUGGACGAUGCGAGCGAAAGAGAAUUUUUGAAAACGCCGUUGGAUGAAUACGUUAAAUCGUUACCGGUUACAACUAAGGUGAUUCGAAAUUCCAAAAGAGUUGGUUUGGUGAAGGCUAGGCUUCAAGGAGCUGCGCGAUCGUUUGGUGAAGUCUUGGUGUUUCUGGACGCUCACUGCGAGUGCACCAGAGGUUGGUUAGAAAGUUUGUUGGCGCGGAUUAAGCAGGAUAGGAAAACUGUAGUUUGUCCGGUCAUAGAUAUAAUUAACGAUGAUUCGUUUGCUUAUGUUAAGAGUUUCGAGUUGCAUUGGGGCGCUCUGAACUGGAAUCUUCAGUUUAGAUGGUACACGCUCGGUGGUAGAGAGCUGAAGAAGCGUAAAAUGGAUACGACUGAACCUUUUUUCACUCCUACCAUGGCCGGAGGUUUGUUCGCUGUGGAUAGGGAAUAUUUCCAAGAGAUCGGCAGUUAUGACGAGGAGAUGCGUAUUUGGGGAGGUGAGAAUCUCGAGCUUUCGUUCAGAAUUUGGCAGUGCGGAGGGAAAAUCGAAAUCGUCCCUUGUUCCCACGUUGGUCAUCUGUUCAGGAAAUCUUCACCGUACACCUUCCCCGGUGGCAUCACGAAGACCCUCUACUCGAACCUGGCGAGAGUCGCCCUCGUCUGGAUGGACGAAUGGGCCGAGUUUUACUUCAAGUUUAACGAGAACGCGAGAAACGUUCGCGCCGAUCAGAACGUGUCCAGUCGUUUGGAGCUGCGCAAAAGGUUGAAAUGCAAGAACUUCGAAUGGUAUUUGGAUAACGUGUGGACGCAGCACUUCUUCCCGAAGAAGGACAGGUUCUUCGGACGCAUAAAGAACUUGGAGGAGGAUCUGUGUCUCAUUAAGCCACUGGGGAAGCUGAACAGUAACCAGCCAACGGGAAUAGCGAAGCUGAACGAAUGCCUGAAGCACGAUAUGAUAAUCGAAAUGUUUGUGAUGACCAAAGAAGGGUUCGUCGUUACGGACGAUUCAAUUUGCUUGGAUGCGCCGGAAAAGGAGACGGAUGGAGUCAAAACCGUGAGGAUAAUGGCUUGCAAUUGGGCUAACAGGCAGAAAUGGAAGUACAACGAGAAGACGAAGGAGUUCAUUCACGUGAGCAACAACCUGUGCUUGGACGUCGCACCGUCCAAGAAGUACGAGGAUGGUUUGGUCAUCACCAAAUGCAUGAACACAGAUACUCAAAAAUGGAUAUUGGAAGCCGUUCCUUGGACAUAAUUUAUUUCACACACACAUCCUUUUUAUAUUAAUUUACACAUCUUUUUACAAAUAUUUAUUGAC
Nicrophorus vespilloides is the source of this 2518-nucleotide messenger RNA. It is a transcript of the gene Pgant3, whose product is annotated as polypeptide N-acetylgalactosaminyltransferase 3. The transcript is spliced from 5 exons. The coding region runs from base 638 to 2455 and encodes 605 amino acids. NCBI's taxonomy places the organism in Eukaryota, Metazoa, Arthropoda, Insecta, Coleoptera, Silphidae. Gene Ontology annotation, cellular component: Golgi apparatus. The record is from RefSeq and is a predicted model, not a curated record.